UUGAACAUGCAAGUGUAACAGAUAGUAACUUGGAACAUGAUCUUGCCAUAUGGACUAAACAACAUCAAAUUUCGCAUAUUGCAUUAACAUCGUUGCAACAAAUAUUGAGAAAAAAAUGUUCUUGUUUUGGAUUUCCAAAUUUGAAUGAAGAAGAAGAUCCACUAUAUAUUCAAAAUUUGCCCAACAUGAGAAAAGAGAGCAAUGAAGGUAAUAGUAGCGUCGCGCAUAACACAAAUUUCGAACAAAAGUAUGACAAUUUUCAACGUUUCAUUGUAUAUAAACUUAUUAAUUUGGAAAUGAAAAUAAAUCAAAUUGAAAAGCAUAUUAAUACUUUUCAAAAGUUUACAAUGUGUGAUAUUGUGGAAGAUAAAGAAAAUAUUGAUAUUUUUAAAAAUUUACCAUUGCGAGAUGAAAAUGAACUACAAUUAAUGGAAACGAAAUUAAAAAAUGAUCUGUGGUAUCGCCAACAAAUGAUUAAGCAAUUGGGACGUGUAACAUCCAAACAUUUAAAAAUGUCAUGUUUACGACUGAUGAGAGCAAUAUUAUCAAAUGAAGUUGCAGAGAAAUAUAGUUGGUAUGGAGCAAAAAAAAACAAGUUUUCUGUAAACUGGAGAUAUGUAAAGUAAUUAUGAAUAUUAAAUUACGCAUCACCUUAAAGGGGUAUUCUAAUAUAACAUUAAAAAAAAAACUCGAGUUUUUUACAUUUUCUACAAGUAAUAUGUUAUGGAAAAUAUGUAUGUAAAAGGAUUUAUUUCAAUGUGCAAAACUUUCAAAGUUAUAGCGACUGAAAGGUAGGUAGAUAGAUUUAUAGCGCUCUUGCCGAGAGCGGAAAGCGACGCACAAUAGUAUCAUCUUGAUAGGUAUAUCUUGGUAAAAAUUCGUAGGACCGUUAUUUUUUGGAAGAUUAGAAUGGGAUUUUUCAAAAGGAUCAACUCUAACGACUACAGCGAGGGAACAUUUGCUUUUUUGGCUCGUACUUUAGUGUGACUUUGAAUGUUGAAAAGAGCGAAUAUUAGCACGUAGCACUUUAUUUAUCUUAAAUUGUGUGAAGUAAUUUUACAUUUAUUUAUUUGCUAAAUCUUGGACAAAAAAUAAAAAUGGACAAAAAGGAAUCAAAAACAAAACAUGCUCAUGUGGAAUGUCGGAAAAAACGAAAUUUUUGAGGUAAUCAACAUAUCGCUGAACAGAGUACGGAAUUUACCAGCACGUCAGCAAAAGAACUUCGAAACUCUAAAAUUAUCGACUGUACUAUUUCAAAAGAAAUGGGUUAUUGUAUUUUGAAUUUUUUCACCGUCUUUUCGACAAUUGCUAUAUGAUUUGUAAAAACUGUAAAAGUGAUAUAAAGUUUUUACAGACUACUAGUCGGUUUGGGUUUCAAAAUUUCCAUGCAGUGCAAUUGUAAUAAAGUGCUAAUCAAUUCAUCGCCAUUUAUUAAAAAUACAUACAAAAUCAAUCGGAUUAUAUUUGUUAUGCGACUUUUGGGUGUUGGCAGAAAAAGUCUGGAUUUAUUUUGCGAUUUGAUGGACAUUGGUGAAGGAAUAGCUUCUUAGCUUAAGGAAUGCAUAUUAUGCCUGCCUUAAAAAAAAUGAAGCGGCAUCUACAGUUUACGAUUGUAUUUUUAUAAAAGCAAAUGAAUGAAGAAGCCGAAAAUAUUGCAAUCAAGUUGACGAUGGAACAUGGAAAAAAGGAUUUUCUUUUUUAUUCGUCGUUCUCUAUUUUUACAGGAAAAUAUUCGAAGAAGGUAGUCGAUACUGUCAUGAAAAGUAGCUUUUAUCAAGUUUAUAAUUUAGGGAAAAAAAAAGAAAAACGAAAAUUCAUGAAUACAAUGAUUGGUACAAAACCCAUGAAAGAUUGCUCCAUAAAUUACAACGGCAGGUAAAAUAAAGAUUGACGCUAUUACGGAGAUGUUUUUGAGAUUUAAGGAGAAAUAUGGAAUUCGAUACAUUAAGAGACAGUGACGUAAAACUUUUAAGGGUAUUUUAGAUGUUAAUUCAUAUGACGAAGAAAUUAUGAAAAAAAGGAGUGCGUUAUUUAUGUCGAAAAAAGAAUGAGCACGAAACUUUAAAAUGCAAAA
This is a messenger RNA of Pogonomyrmex barbatus (red harvester ant), 2074 nucleotides long. RefSeq lists its product as uncharacterized. NCBI's taxonomy places the organism in Eukaryota, Metazoa, Arthropoda, Insecta, Hymenoptera, Formicidae. The record is from RefSeq and is a predicted model, not a curated record.